Messenger RNA from Vicia villosa (hairy vetch), 1525 nucleotides. RefSeq names its product ethylene-response factor C3-like. The transcript has a single exon. Gene Ontology annotation, molecular function: DNA-binding transcription factor activity; DNA binding. NCBI's taxonomy places the organism in Eukaryota, Viridiplantae, Streptophyta, Magnoliopsida, Fabales, Fabaceae. The coding region runs from base 27 to 824 and encodes 265 amino acids. Gene Ontology annotation, biological process: regulation of DNA-templated transcription; ethylene-activated signaling pathway. The record is from RefSeq and is a predicted model, not a curated record.
CUCUUUGUUCAUGUGUUUAUACCAAGAUGGAGAAUAUUCACGUUCAUAAUAGUAAUAAUAAUCAUCAUCAUCAUGCAAGUGCUGAAGAGACUAUUCUUGAGAAUGUUUGGGCUAAGAUUACAAGCAAUGAUGAUGGAAGAACAAAAGGAAAUGAAGGUGAAUGUUCUAACACAUGGGAAGAUUUGCCUAAUCUUGGUGAAAGAGAUAAUGGAUCCGUUGAAAUUCUUCAAAGACUACCGAGUUUAGGAAGAUGGAUAUCAAUGGGAGCUGAUUUCUGGGAAGAGGUGUUAAGCAAUGGAGAAGAUUUUUCUAGCAACAAAAGCACGGAAAAAAGUGAAAGUGCUAAUAAAUCAAAGAAAAAAGUAGAAGAUGUUGUGGUGAGAAAAGAGAGAAAAAGAGAUGAAAAACAUUAUAGAGGAGUGAGGAGAAGGCCAUGGGGUAAAUAUGCAGCUGAGAUAAGGGAUUCUUCGAAGAAAGGUGCGAGAGUUUGGCUUGGUACAUUUGAUAAAGCUGAGGAAGCUGCUUUAGCUUAUGAUAAAGCAGCUUUGAGAAUUAGAGGGUCAAAAGCAUGUCUUAACUUCCCAGUAGAGAGAGUUACUAAUAUGAAUACAAAUGCUUUAGGGUGUGGUGUGAAAGGAAUUGAUGGUGUUGCAAACAGUGAAAGGUUAUUGGAUUCUAGGAAGAGAGGAUUUGUUGAUGUGAUGAAUAUUGAAGAACCUGCAAGAAAAAAGAUGGUAGAGUUGGAAGAAAUGUUGGAGAAUGAUGUUUUUGUGUUUCAGGACUUGGGAGUUGAUUACUUGGACAGUUUGUUGUCUUCAUUUUGACAGAAAAUAAGUUAUGUUAUUAGUUUGUCUUAAGUGCUAGAAAUAUUUUAGCAAUUCAUUUAUUUAUUGCGUAUAUUUGUGUAUUUUGUUAUAUUUGUUAUCAAACUGAGAAAUUGAUGUAAACUUAGUUUGAUCUGGUUAAUAAGGUUUCAGUUCACAUUCUACAAAGAUAUGAGUUUAAAUUCUGAUGGAUAGAGGAUAUGAGAACUAUUCAUACUUCCAUGGAAACUAAAUUGAAAACUGCAAUUAUGAUUCAUGAUUACAUGUCAAACUAAUGAAGCCUGAGCCAUCGAUGGAUCUGUUAAAGCAUUUCUAUCAACAUUGAGGACUAUGGUAUCAUCAUGGACGAGCUUACAGUCCACAUCUCUUAAAGGGUGAUCUGAGAACCAUAGGACACACCACCAUAGACUUGCUUGUUGGAAUUAAGGUUGUUUUCUGUGUGUAGGGCAAGUGUUUAGAAAUAUUGGAGGCUUGAAUAAAAAUUUGAUAGGUAGGAGAAUUUUUUAUGGAAGAAAGAACUUUGUAUUUUACUUGAUGCAAAUGUGUGACAUUACAUCUCUAUUUAUAGUACUCUAAGGAGAACUCUAGACUAAUUAAUUCUAGAGAGUUCUCAAUCCUAGAAAUUCAAAGAGUAUUCUAGAGAAUAUUACAAUAAUAAGAAAAAUCUAGACUCUCCAAAUACUGAAAGAAUUCUCUAGAAA